CGCCCCCCCCCCAGCGGAGAUUGCAUGCUGCCGACCGUCGAUUUUCGCAUUCUCCGCGUUCUUGGUCUCUUGGUCUCUCUCGCCGAACUUUUCUGUGUUCAGGCUUCUUCUUUUGCGUUCUCUUAGUCGCUCUCUUUCGGUUUUUCCCCGCCAUGUUCUCUGCCUGCUCUCUUGCUCCGCGUCACUCGUAUUGUGUCUACCUCGCCGUCUCUCUCCUCGUUUGUCAGUUAAACGCUCCUCUGAUCUCGACCCUGUAGGCGGGCAUCUGCUUUUUCCCUCACCACAGACUCCGCAGCAUUUUCUCGUCUCUUGCAUGCCUGUGGCUCUUUGCCCUCGCUCCACGGUGGUCGGAGGUCUGAGAGGCAUCGAGUUCUCCAACCAUUUCUGCCUCCUCGCCGCCGCUUCUGGAAAGAGGUCUCUCUCGCGCCCUGCCUCUGUCUCUUUCUUCUCUCUCUCCUCUUCUUCGUGUUGUCUCUCUCUGCUCGUUUUUUUCUGCUUCUUCUUAUGUUCUCGUCCUUCGUCGUGACUCUUCUCCCGUCUUGCUUCGCCGCUCUUCUCAGUCGCGCUCUAUCUCUGCUGCGCUGCUUUGUGCCUUUCCAGAGACACAAAGAAAGAAAAUGGCGAGACUCGAAAACGCUUCUCGCGGGUCCGUUUGGGGUGUACAGACACCUUGCGCGUGCAGGGAAAACUGUCUCCGGGGGAGCUUGCCACGGUGGUAGCGGGGAACGGCGCAGCGUUUGUUUUCAGGACCAUGGGAGACGCGCCGCGAGAAGACACAAGGGGAGAAGGACAGGGCGCUCUUCCUUUCCGCUCUGUCUCCUCUUCGCCUUCUCGACUUGCCUGGCGAUGGUUCUCCCUCCUUUUCUUCUGUCUCCUCUCUGUAGGGCGCUGCUCUGCUUUGUCUCUCGCGCCUUCCUUGUCGCAGGUUCCUCGCUCUUUCUGCAAAGCCUCGUCUGCCACGGUCUUCUCGCUCUCUCCUCUCUCCCUCGGUUCGAACGCCUCUGACUUCCGUCCCCAGUUUCUCUCUCCUCUGUCUUCUCUCUCGUCGAGUUGGUCGUCGUCUUCCGUGUCGUUCGUCUUUCCUUCUCGUUCCUGGCAUCCGUCUCCAUCGAGAGGCGACCUAUCUCUUCCAGCAUAUUGUCCUGUCUCUGCCUCUUCGUCGCUCUCGCCUUCGGGGCUCCUGCUUUUAUCGGAAGAAGGAGAGCCGCGUUGCGCAGAUUCCGCGGUCGUCCUCUCUCCUCGCCGCCUGCCGACGGACUCGAGACUCAGCGCGACUUCGCUUCUCUGCGCGUCUACGCGCGCCUCUUUCGCCUCUCGCUGUUUGCAUGCCCGGGCGUCUCCUUCCUGUCCUCGUCCCCCGUCGUCUGCCGUCUCUGCUGGGUGUGCUGCGCCGCAGCCGCCUUCAGUGCCCACUCUGUCCCUUCCCUCGUCUCCCGCCAGUUCUUGUCGCUGCAUGCAGCCUGGCUCGCCGUCGCAGCUGCUCUGUCGCAGUAGAACGACGCUGGGCGCCGUCGCCGCUGCCGCCCAAGCAGAAGCAGAAACAAGAGAGACGGAGACAGAGAAGAGGGAGACGGAGACAGAGAAGAGGCGGCUUCCUAGGCUUCCUGCGUUCCCGCCAGAGACGUCUGUUUCGGAGACGCCGUUUGCAGAGGGUUCGAGUUCGGAGAGAAGGCGAGGCAGGCAAGGCGAGACUCCGAGCGAAGAUCCGUUAGUGGGGAUUCGCGAGUUGUUUGAGAAGCUGAGAGAAAAGGAGCGUCGCCGACGAGUGCAUGCGCGGACAGUCGCCAGUCUCCCGCGCUCGCUGCGGCAAAGGAAACUGGACAGAAUCCAAGGCUAUCUGCCAAACAGGUACCAGCACCACAGGAAUCCGCAUGUUCGCCGAGGCGUGUUGCGCUGCUUCCCGCCUACGCGCAUGCAUCGCGUCUCACGGAGGGACAGAGCCACAGCGAAGACCGAGGAAAACAGCGAAGACUCUGAACCGGAACAAGGCGAGAGAUCCGAGAGAGAUGAGGCGGAAAAUGAUGAGAGAGAGACGAUCACCUUCAAUCCGAUGGACGAUCCUGAGGUGGAGGCACCGCCGCCGCUGUCUGCCUUUGCCUGGCCUCCAGGGUGCUACCUGCGAAUCGAGUAUAGUGCAAACCGAGCUGACGACGCAGACGAGACUGGCCGUCGCCUUCUUGCGGCGUUGAAGGCUGCUGGUUCGCGUUAUCUGUUUUCUUUGCCUGCGCGCCUGCCGCUCGUCCGGCGGCGUUUCUCCGUUCCCAAGUCACCCCACAAGCACCGGAAAGCCGUGGAGCAGUUCGAGAUCUGCGAACGGAGAAGAAUCAUCGACGUCCACCGAAGAGACUACCUCGCAGAAGCCGAGCGCCGAGGUGACCGCGGGCCGUCCAGGUGGGGGAAAAUGCCCUGGCCAAGCAGGGAAGGAGCAGAAGAAGAAAGAGAAGACGAAGAAGAAAGAGAAGAAGGCAAAGAAGAAGGCGAAGAUGGAGGAGGAGCAAGAGGACAUCGAAAAGAGGAAGAAGGCAGAAAGUUGAGGAAGAGAAGGAGAAUGACUGACGUGACGGAAGAGGCAGCAGUGAAGGGUCUGUUGACGGUGGAUUUGCCUGACUUGGUUCGCUACGAUCUUCGCUAUGAGCCAUAUCGCAGGCCUCUGAAAGCGAAGGCCAUCUACGCCAGGAUGCAGUACCGCGAGCGAUGGACAUCCAAGUACUUUGAAUAUCUGCAAAACCGAGAACCACUACAGAGAGCGCAUGAGCCGUCGGCGAAGAGGCUUGCCGCCGUAUCGGCCGCGAAUGAAGUUUUUUGGAGAUUUUUCGAUGGAUCCGGAAGACCUGAAAAACAUGCCUGGCAACGAUCCUUAUGCGCCCUACGUUCCUGCGCCUCGGCCGCCGGACGCGCCGCCUCGCGUCAAGCGAGUGAAGAGGGAGAAGAAGAAAAAGAAGAAGGCAGGCGGCGAGAGAAAGAGGAGACCUGCUGGGAAGAAGAAGUGCCUCCCUCUUGUGUCUCUGCGUCCCUACCGGCGGGAAUAUCCUAUUCAGGUUCUUCUGUCGCCUCUUCGCCUGCCUGUUCAGCACCUUGCAAACUUGUUUCUGCUGGCAUCGAUCUUCAGAGUACAAGUGGAGCCCCCAGAAAAUCGAGCGAGUACGAAGACUCUUUCGAAACAUUCUUGUCUCCUGCAGUCAUGCCAGAAGAGAUCCGAAAACAGCAGCUGGAGAAGAGCAAACCAGCCGCGGUGUCGAGUGUCUCAGGAGGAUUAGGCGACAACACACCAUCGAGCGUAACAGCCCACGAGAAAUCGGAGGGGGGCAGAGAGAAAGUUGACGACUCACGCGUUUUCACUCACGACGAAAGGAGAAGCAAAUGUGCUUGGACAGAGAGAGAGGAAUGCAGGAAUUCCGCCUUUCUGGAGGACGCAAGUUUCGCGGCGCAUGCACGAUGUAAAAGACGGCGACGAGGAAAGCAAGACGCGCCGCGGGGUGGCUGGGGAACUGAAAAAAAACCAACUGUUUCGAGACCUGCAAGCGAAGGGCGAGAGAACGCGGAUGAAGCCAAGAACGCAUGCGAUGCAGAUGGUCGAGAGAGAGGUGCUGUCUUGCCACCAGAUGAUGAGAAUGAGGAGAGGCAGACAGGUUCAAUUUCUGCUUCCAGCGGCCCUUCUUCGUUUUCUGCUUCCUCUCCCUUUCCUUUUGCGAUUCGAGGCGCCUCAGUGGAAGGUUUCAGCGUAAAUGAAGGGGAAGCAGUGAAUAAAGUGACCGAACCCAGCGAAAGGGGAAAGGAAAAAGCUGGCGGAGACGCGGGUGCCAUCGAAAAAGGAAAGCAGGAGACAGAACCAGAAGGCGGAAACCAAGGAGGGAAAGACACGGACGGAAGAGAAGCGGACGAAGAGACGCUUUUUGAAUUCGAUGAAGAUGAUCUGUGGCUUCUCCUCUAUGAGAGACAGCGGCAAGCAAGUGACGGAAGGUGUCCUCCGGUAGCUGUGGACUCGACAGAAUCCGACAGUCUCCUUGCUGAGACGCAACUCUCCGAAGAGUUGAAAGCUGUCGUGACGGAUGCGCUGGCGAAGCGAAUCGUCUACUCCGAAAAGUAUCAGGACUCUGCUUACGAGUACAGAGCGGUGACUCUGCCCCUACAGCACCCUUUUCUCUCUCACAGUCUCUCUCCCCUCGCCGACGCCAUCCGAAGAGAACGGAGAAGAAUGUCGGAGAAAGUCUGGAGGGCGUUGGGAAUUAGAAUGAGUUGCGGGUGGCGGCACUGGGGUUGGAGUAUGUACGAGCCGAACGUCCUCUUUUUCGCGCGGCCAAAGUGGACAGACGGCGUUACCGGGAUCCCUCCGAUAUCUGCCACCUUCGCCGCAAAACGGCACGACCGCAUGCGCGAGUUGCUAGCCCAGGACGUGGCGAAGGGGAUGAGUGUCGUCUCCCAGAAACUUCGCUCGGCCCUCGUGGCCACACAAGACUGCUGCCUUAUGACCGACACGGAAGACGAUAAGAGCGCAUCUUCGAUCUGUGGUGUGUACCAAGACUGCAUACGAUAGUCACAAAAUAUUCCAGAAAUGCUGCCAAGGAGGCUCUUCACGCGACAGAUCACUCAAUGAAGCAAACAUGUGAUGUUCGCGUGUUAUGAGAGUCCCACCGACUCAGGUAGACAAAAAAUGUAAAUUGAAGUGGAAACAUAUCGAACAUGGUCUUGGGAGAAUGCCCGACAGACACACGUUUCCGCAGAAGGGAUUAGAAAGCGGAUCGAACAUCACGGUAUUAUAACUCGAGACGGCUCAAAAUGGGCCUGAAAAAGACUACGUCUAUUUUCCAUCUGUUUUUUCGUAAUCACGCGUUAUACCACCAACGUAGGAAUAUGCGGAAUCGACAGAUUGUCUUUGGAAGCGAACUCGAAAUGUCUGUAUUCGAGGUCUGCUGAGAAUAAGCUGGUCAGCUGGUGCAUAUUGCGCGCACAGCAGAGCACCGGUACAGACACAAUAUCUAUCUAUAAUGUGAUAAUUGCAAUACAAGGUUUACCUAUGGGCUUUUUGUCCUUAAUACCAACUUUGCACGGAGGAUCAGUGAUUUGUACCUGAUCCGAAAUUGUUUUAUCAGUCCAAUAAUGUGUUCAAAUCACUUAUAUGUCCCGGAAAUGUCUCCCUAAACGAAGAAAUGUGGAAAAAAUCCCGGCGCACAUCUGCGCCCGUAUGUGGGGGAAUAUAUGGUCAUCUAUAUAAAUGGAAAACAAGGACCUUCCAGGAAAUUUUGUCAGCAGAACACAUAUCGAUCGUACUUGAGAGUCGAAGAAACCUACGACGUAUGCGUAUUUGUUUCUUUCCAUGAUUAAGCUCCGUCUGCUUUCUAUAAAAGGGAAGCGAAAACCUACGCUGUGCACUGACUGUUUGUCAGCGUUGAACAUUUACAGAAAUCAACCUGUCAACACCUUGCACGAUGCAGUGUAUUCCCUGAAUUAAGAAUGGCAUUGUAUUUGCAA
Toxoplasma gondii ME49 is the source of this 5469-nucleotide messenger RNA. Its product is annotated as cyclin-dependent kinase regulatory subunit protein. The transcript has 9 exons. Gene Ontology annotation, molecular function: cyclin-dependent protein serine/threonine kinase regulator activity. The record is from RefSeq and is a predicted model, not a curated record. NCBI's taxonomy places the organism in Eukaryota, Apicomplexa, Conoidasida, Eucoccidiorida, Sarcocystidae. Bases 752 to 4534 code for a protein of 1260 amino acids.